Molecule: messenger RNA, 8364 nt
Organism: Sardina pilchardus (European sardine)
Lineage: Eukaryota; Metazoa; Chordata; Actinopteri; Clupeiformes; Clupeidae
Product: microtubule-associated protein 4
Exons: 12
Coding region: 446-3862 (1138 amino acids)
Biological process (GO): microtubule cytoskeleton organization; neuron projection development
Cellular component (GO): neuron projection
Molecular function (GO): microtubule binding
Source: RefSeq, a predicted model, not a curated record
GAGCGCGUGAGAGAGAGAGAGAGAGAGAGAGAGAGAGAGAGAGUGAGAGAGCAACAGAGCGUGCAUGUGGUAGUGUGCGAGUGAGUGAGUGAGGGAGGGAGAGAGAGAGAGAGAGCACAGCGCUUCCAGCUCCCGGUCUCAUAGCAUCUUGGCGAUGCGUAGCGUGUAGUGGCUCAGACAGCGAGAGGAGGCGCCUACACACACACACACACUCGGAUCUGCUCUCGCACAGUCUGCCCCGAACAAGCAGACAAAACACACACACACACACAUACUCACACGCGCACGUGUGUCUUAACAAAAGAGGACCACCAGACAAAGGCCACACACAGGAACAGGAGAAGAAAAGCAGAGAAGAGAAGAGAAAAGAGGAGAAGAGAAGAGUGUGUUUGAGGGAGGAAGUGCAUCGCAUCCCCAAGCCAGAGGGCGACUGAGGAGGGCAGGCAUGUCUUCCCUCUCCAACCAGCCUCCAGGCUCUCCUUUCUCAGAGUACAGUGAGCUCUGCAAGGUGCCCCCCAUGUCAGGAUCUCCAGCUCCACAGACCUGGGACUGGCAGCACCAGGACCUGGGGGCCCCCAAGAGCCUGUCGGGGGUCCCCCACACCAGCGGACUGACGGACGAGGACAAGCUGUGCUUCUUCGACUCGCCAGCAGGGGGCAGUAUGGCGGCCGACCUGAAGGUGCCCGGUGGACGAGGGACGAUUCCCGGGAGCGGGUCGUUCCUGGGGAGCACCGGCGAGAGUCCGGACAGCCCGCUGUCGUCGUCGCCCUCGCCCGCCUCGCCGGGGAACUUCCCGGGGUCCCUUGCGGGCGUCGGGAAUAACGGAGUGGUCCUGCCGGCGGCCAGCGGCUCGCCCAUCCAUCGCCACGGCGACUUUAUGUCGUCGCUGCCCAGCCCUCUGAGUCCAGCCAAUCCCGCGGAAUGGAACCCGAUGUUCUCCAGACCGCUCGCGGACCAGAGCCCCAGAUCGCCCGUCGGGCAACAGGGUUCGCCCAACUACUGUGUCAUCGGCGUCGUCAACGACAACUACAUGGAGGGGGGAGACGCCGCGGUGGCGGCGGCGGUGGCGGUUCGCCAGGGCGCGGAGGGCUCGUCGGAGGACGAGGAAGAGGAGGAAGACGAGGACCUGAAGCCGUGCUUCAUGGGCCGCGCCGAACAGCAGAGGAAGGCCAUGCGCCGCGCCAUGUCCGAGUGCUCGCACCUGGCCGUGCCCGCCAGCCUCCAGCUGCCCGACAAGUACCCCGGCGGGGCGGACCUCGACGAGCUGCCCUCUCCGGGCGCGGGGGGUCCGCGCCGCGCCAACCCGGCCUCCAUGAGGCGCUCGCUCACCGUGGCCGACGACCAGCCGCCCACCCCUCCGCCGACGCUCGGGGCGUCCGGCACGGCCCGCAACGACCUGCGGCAGGAGCUGGACGCCAAGCUGCACCUGGCGCCCUUCCCGCCGCUCCGGGACCUGGCGGGGUGCCCACUGUCGCCCAUGGAGGGCCUGCAAGACGGCACGUUUGUGGAUAAGGACGAGGGCGUGCUGCUCCCCGUGCCCCCGACCCCCAAAGCCUUCAACGGGACGGGCGGAUGCCUGGGGGGCAAUGCCAACCCUUUCGCCAUGGCAACAGAGGACAAGACGGAUAAGCCUCACAAGAUGGAUGGGUUCCAAACGUUUGACGACUUUGACAUGUUUGAUAAAGCAGACAAGACUGAGAAGGCCGAUCCAAAAGGCAACCUGGAGAAAACAGAGAAGAUUGACAUGUUUGGAAAGAUGGAGAAUGUCGACAAAAUGGACAAGGACGAGAAGGCAGACACGGUCAGGAAGGCAGAGAAAGACGAGUACAAAGAGAAGGACAAAAUCGAGCCUGUCGAAUCAAAGGCAAAGGCCGACAAACCUGAAACACCUCAGAAAGUUGAAAACACUGAGAUGAAAGAUCAGUCCGAGAAAGCCAAGGAAGCUGACAAAGUUGAAAAGGUGGACCUGGCUGAAAAGGCAAAAGAGACUGACAAGGCAGAGAAAGGUAAAGAAGCCGAUAAGAUGGGAGAAGUUGAAAAAAUGGAAAAGGCUGACAAAUUUGAACCUAAGCCAGAGAAACAGGACAUGAGUCCAAAAACAGAUGACAAGAAAGAGGAGAAGAAGGAGGAAAAAGUGGAGAAGAAAGAUGAACAAUUAGAAAAGAAAGAGGAGAAAGUAGAGAAGAAAGAUGAACAAUUAGAAAAGGAGGAAAAAGUGGAGAAGAAAGAUGAACAAUUAGAAAAGAAAGAGGAGAAAGUGGAGAAGAAAGAUGAAAAAUUAGAAAAGAAGGAGGAGAAAGUUGAGAAGAAAGAAGAGGUGGUUAAGAAGGAAGAAAAGAAGGAAGUAAAAGUAGAGCAGAAAGCUGAAAAGGAGAAAGCCCAAACACCAGCCAAGACUGACAAGAAGGAAGGAGCCGACAAACCAAGCAAGGCCGAGAAGCCCGAGAAGAAAGAGAGUGCAGAGAAGAAGACUGCCAAAGUGGCGGAGAAGAGCGACAAAACUGACAAGGCCAAAAAACCUGCAGCUAAACCAGCAGCUACCAGCAAGGACCUCAGCAGCCCAGAGAAGAAGACCAAGCCCGUUGCCGGGGCGACCAAACUGGUCGCCACCAAGCCUCGGCCGAGCUCAGUGGCAUCGGCGUCUGCCACCGCUGCCCCCAAACGUCCGACCCCAGCCUCCACCACCACUGCCUCCACCCUCAGUAAAAGAGCCCCUGUGCCUAAGGCCCCUACCCCUUCCACUAUCCCAAAGCGGCCCUCAACCGCCACCACCCGACCCCCCACUUCUACCAUCUCCUCCACAGCUGCCAGAGAGGUCAAACCCAAGACGACCACAGAGAGGCGCCCCCCAGUGCCAAAGGCGAGUACCGCCACCCCCUCUGCCCGCGCCACAGCCACUAAGAAUGGCACCGCCACUGCCACAGCAACCAGCAAAACUACCACGGCAACCCGCACGUCACUCACAGCCCGCACCACAGCCAGCGCUCCGACAGCACGGCGCUCCAUGGCAGCGAAGACUGACAGUAAACCUGGAGAGGAGAAGAAACCCAGCACUCUGAGGAGCUCAGACUCCAAGACCACCUCCAGGCCCUCGACGAGCGCCAGCACUGGGGCCGCUGCCCGCCCACGCCCCACCGCCGCCAGGACCUCCAGCAGCACUGCCCCGCCCUCCUCCUCCGUGCCCGAGAGGAAGCCCCCCGUGCCCCGCGCACCCCGCCCUAGCACCGGCACCGCCAGCGCCAGCGCCGCGACCAAGACCCGCCCAGCCACCGCACCCACACCCGCCCGCUCCAAGAUCGGCUCCACGGACAACAUGAAGCACCAGCCUGGCGGAGGAAGGGUGUCGGCGUCUCUCAGCAAGACCGACUCCAAAGACAAAGUUCAGAUAGUCUCCAAAAAGGUGGACUACAGCCACGUGACCUCACGCUUGGGUUCCAAGGACAAUAUCAAGCAUGUUCCUGGGGGAGGGAACGUCCAGAUCCUCAGUAAGAAGAUGGAUAUUAGUAAGGUGACCUCAAAAUGUGGUUCCAAGGACAACAUUAAGCACAAACCAGGCGGCGGAGAUGUGAAGAUUGAGUCUCACAAGGUGGCCGUCAAGGGCCAGCCAAAAGUGGGUUCCAUGGAGAACGUCAAGUAUGAACCCGGUGGUGGUAACAUUAAGGCUGAGGGGGCGCAGGAGGCAGUCGAGGGCUCAGGGGCUCCAUCUAGUGGCGGCCAGGCUGAGGUGCCGGUGGCCAGCCCCGUGCCGGCCCAAGCACAGGCCCAGGAGAAUGGGCUGAUGAAGGAAGGGCCACCCUGCGGGAGCGAGGGGCUCCGGGACCCCCAGCAGGGCCUGGACUCACUCAUCCCUGAAACAAAUUGAGUCUUUCAAGCUCAACUUCCGUGAGAACGCGCGCUCUCGCACGGACCACGGCGCCGACAUCAUAUCCUGGCCAGCCCUGGGUGACAGCCCCGCCCACCGACCCCCCCUCCACCACCCAACCCCCCGCAGCAUCUCGCUCCACGACUAUCUGGCGUCCGCCGGGCCCCCCCGGUCCCGCUCCUUUGGCCCCCUCCCCCUCACCCCCCCUCUGGAGGGGCAUUGGGACAACGGGGGCGACCUCGCUGAACACCACAGGACGUGACACCCCCCCCACCUACCCAAUAUUCAUCCCAACCCACCACCACCCUCAUCUCAUCCCAACCUGAUCCCUCUUAGCGGUCUGCUCUCCCCUGAUGUUGUCUGUGUGUCCUCUUACCUCGUGUUCCUUCCUGGCUCACCCUUAUUGGCUGAGCUGGUAUUUGGCUGUAUAUAUGCUGAGCUUCGGGCCGGGCAAGGGUUUUAUGAUGAAGGGGGGCGACGGGUGGGUUUCGAGGCUUCCUGGAGUUUCACUACUAUGCUCGCCUGUAUCUCUCCGAUUCUAAACUAAACGACUUUGUGUUUGGGGCUCUUUGUGGCGGGAGGGUUUAGCAGCGGGACCUCUUGGUUCCGGGGACGGCUUGUUUGUUUGUUUGUUUGUUUGUUUGUUUGUUAUUAUUCCCUGCUGGGUGACAUUCGCAGAGUCCUGUGUUCUCCCUCCGCUGCCUCUUUCCCUGCAUCAGCGCUCACAGUGAACUCAACCAUCUUCAUCCUCCUCCUCCUCCUCUGACUCCCUCUGUCAUCUCUGCUCCAUCUCGCUCAUAUUUACUCACAGCGCAGAACACCUCAGUCUUAUUUACAGUUUAGCAUCUGGUAAACACAGUAUAUCCCUCUGGCUGUAGUGAUUUUAAACAAGACAAAGAAAAUAAAAAAAACAGUGAAUUGUGAAUCCUGUAUCAUGUUCAACACUGACUCGUCUAACACUAUAUAUUAUUCACACCACAUGGCGUAUAGAGUUGCUGGUUUGGCUGUAGGCCAUUAAGCGUCCUUACAUUGUGAGUAUCCGGGCUGAUGGACGUAUCCCCUCUCAUUUCACAUUUUUCGGCUCCCUUGUGUGGCAACCUUGUGUCCUGGCUGUUCAGUAUGAGAGCAUUCACAUUCACAAUAUAUAGUCUCUUUUAGCGGUUAGGCUCUUUAAAGCUCGUUAAAAAAACUCUGUGUUUCGUGGUGGUGUGUUUGAGUGAUAAUUGUAACACUGAGCUUUGUCGUUACGUUAGUUUCUGUUCUUUGGACUUGUUUCUUCUGAGGAUUUUUCUGGCUUUUUGGGUUUUCCUUCACUAAUCUUCGGCUUUAGUUCUGUAUAUUUUCCCUGUCUCUCUGUCUCUCUAUCUCUAUUUUUCUCUCAGCUCUUGGUUUUCCUCAUUCUCUUGAAGCAAUACGACGUUUGCCUACAAGGAUACACAAAUCCUCGCAGCUACACGCACACAUUUUCAGACUGCAGUAGAUCCUGAUCUGGUUUAGAUCUGGGCCAUAGCCGGCCAGAUGGGCACUGCUCUUUUCUGAGGCCCAAGACUGAGGUAGUAUGUUGACAAGGGAAGGAUACAGGCUCAAGUCGCUAAUCAGUAAGACGGUUGUAAGGUCAUGAGCUGACCUUCCGGUUUUAACGGUUAACUGAAAAAAAUUAGCUGGCUUAACAGUUAAUUUGAACGGUUGAUACAGUUGGUGUAGAUCGACUCGUUUUCUGCUCUGACAUGUUUGAAUAGUAAGGCACGUGGAAGUCGUAGUUAGGGGGUGAGGAUGUGUCUGCGUCUGGUGAAGGAAGUUGGAGAGCUAGUGUUCAGUAUGUGCCUCCUUCUCUCUCUCUUUCUCUUCUUACCUGAAAUCCCACAAGGAACGCUGACCCACAACAAUAACACACAGGGUCCUGUCAAGGGAGAGAUAUGUAGACUAACAGAAUGUUAUCCUUUGAAAAUAAAAACACACUUAAUCAACCAAUAGAUUUUGUGCUUCAGGAGAAUCCUUCUGAACAGUGUACUUGUGACUAGCCGUGCUUGCUAUCCUGUGGCUGGUGUCCUCUUUCUGAGGCGUGUUGUGUUAGUUUGGCACAGUUCAUGGAGAAGUGCCAGAAAAGGGCAUGUUGGUGUUUCAUCAGGACUUGAUGAGUGGACUUGUAGAUGAAGCUUACUCCUCAAAUAGUACUUUUUUUUUCGUACAGUUGCCUCUGAAUAGCUUUUGUUGUGCGUUGACAAUUAUUGUGCUGUUAUUUCCCCCUAAAAGCCUACACGUACGCGCUUAUAAACAGUAUUUACAUGAUGACUUGCGUUUCUGUGGAUUAGACUCCAGGUUCUUCUGAAUGUUGAUAAGCGCUCGAUUUUUGAGAGGAGGCUGGUGCGGACAGUGUGUUGAAGAUGGACUCAAGUUUGCAGGAUUGUGCGCCUUUUCAUUUUCUCUCUCAUAGACAGGCAUAGGACAAGACCCACACGUAGAAUGGAGUUGCAAAGAUUUUGCAUAAACAUUUAUCUUUGUUAUUUUUAAGUAAUUUAGAGGAAUAUCAAGAAGUAACCACACACAAGAACAAAAAGAGAUGUACUUUAGAAGGAAUGUCAUGAACUUAUACAUGCACUGCUUGAUUUCCUAACAAAAAAAACCCUACAGAUAUGCUGAGCUAUUUUAAAUACUCUAUUUUAAGCACCUUAUGGCUUAGCGAUGUCACAGAGAGUCGUGAGUGAAGGUAUCCUUUGAGAACUGCUUCUAGUCUGUGGAGGUGUUUCAGUGCCCCAGACUUGUGAUUUUAAUGAUGGCUAGUGUAAGGAUAAUCUGUAGAAUUGGCCUUGGACAGCUUUGAACUAUUUAUUCUAUUUGUAAGGGUGCCCUGAAGAACUUUCCUUUGAUCGCUGUAGCCAAGACAUAGCAAUACUAAUACAUUAAUUAAUGAUGUAUGAACAAUGAUUUAUCAUUGUGCUGAACAAAUAUCCCAAGUUGAUUUAUUAUUUUCAUUAUGUAUUUUCCUCUAAAAAUUAUUAUCAUGGCUGUGUGCCUGAAUGAGUUUAUCGGAAGUGAAACCGGCCCAGAUGUUAGCAGCUUCCGUAGUUGAUAUGACCCAUGUGAUGCCCAGGGUCGGACCAGAUUCCGGUGUGGUGGGGGAGGGGCUCCAGUGUCUGAGGACUGCAGAGUACCGUCUAUUAGACAGGGGGUCCCCUUGGUGAUCCACUCUCUGCCGGUUCCCAGUGACCUAGCUGGUGAUCACGGCCGUGUUUUACAGGUGGCUACAGUUACUCACUCUUGUGUUUAUCCUUCAGGUUCUGGCAUCCGCGAUAGUUACCACUCACACACUAACCUCACCAUUGCUGAUGCUUUAGGCUUGCAAUUCUCCCUCCGUAAUCACUUCAAUUUGUAUAUAUAUAUUUUACAGUUUAUAAACCCUUUCUCAUGAUCAGAUGCACACGCCAUGCAACGCAUCAUGUAAUGUUAGACUAUAAACAAAAGCAGUUAUAUGUUAUCAGUGAAAGCACAUUGACGGUUGAAGAGAAGCUACAUUUCUUUUUGCAACUUUAUGUACCCUUCUGAUUUUUAGGGAGAUUUUUGCAUUGCUACAGCUAAUGUGAUUAAUUAAAAAGGGCUAAAUAAACGAAUGUUUUUAAAGCAGAAUUUUUAAAAGGCACCAGACUGAAGGUUAUUCUGAUCUUAAGUGUGUUACUUGCGUUUUGGUUUGAUAGUUGAGGGACAGGAGAUGGGUGGAGGAGUAGUUCUCCAGAGUGGUUCCCCAUCCAGUUUAUUUGAAGAGCGCUUCAGUAAAUUUCAUUUUUGAAGGAAAAACUUCAUGUCUACCCUGUCCACUGGCGCUACAACAUUAGUCUUAAAAGAACAAUAAAGCCCUGAAAAAGCACAAGCUCGGAGCCGCAGCCUUUCCUGGCAUCUGUGGAUGUGAUGGCAUCCUCUUAGAUUAAAUCAUACAUUGAAGAGAAGUACAGGAAUAGGACUGGUUAGCACUGACUGAUGUGUGCUCUGGAUACCCUGGGCAUCCUGUGGAACAGGAAGUGAUAGGAGAGGUCAGGGAUGAUGCUACCAUUCGCCACAAGGUGCUCAUCUGAAGCUGGCAAGAAUGUCCUGUCUUUUGAUGGACUGGAUACACUCCCUCUGCUACCACUCCCUCUGUAAGACUAACAGUAGCUGUCUGUCAUGAGUCUUGUUCAAGAGCUCCAGAUUACUGCCGGUCGGAGCCACCCCUAGUCCAGCUUCACGCCCAGUGUGCAAGCAUACUAAUAGAACACAUCUAUAGAGCAUGCGAAAAACCAGUGGGAUACUGUUAGAUAGACUUGUCAUUUGCAGACAUUGCCAUUUGCAAACCUUUUUGUCUGUUUUUUUUUGUUUUUUGUUUUGUUUUGUUUUGAUUUUGUUUUUUUGUUUUUUCAUUAAUUCUUUGAUUUUUUUUUUCUUUGGUUUGAAAGAAGUGUUUAUUGUGGUUAAUUGUUAACUAGUGAUGUGAUUAUUAAACAAUAAAUAAACAUUAAAAAUGUUUAAAAGCA